Molecule: messenger RNA, 1422 nt
Organism: Neoarius graeffei (lesser salmon catfish)
Lineage: Eukaryota; Metazoa; Chordata; Actinopteri; Siluriformes; Ariidae
Product: zinc finger protein 385C-like
Exons: 8
Coding region: 1-1422 (473 amino acids)
Cellular component (GO): nucleus
Molecular function (GO): zinc ion binding; nucleic acid binding
Source: RefSeq, a predicted model, not a curated record
AUGGAUCAUCUAUUGGGUGCGGAGUGUGAAGUGUCGGAGGUGAAACGGAAGGGAAAGCAGCAAACAUUAAUGCUGUGUGAAGUGUGUAAUAUUCGGCUGAACUCCAGCGCUCAGGCUCAGGUCCACUACAAGGGAAAAACUCACCAGCGCCGACUACGGCAAGCCAACAGCGCCAAAACCAGCGGAGGAGCCAGAAAUAGCACGGGAAAUCCAGUCCAGGGCAGUGCUUUGCUGACAUCACUUCCUGUUCAGCCUCAGAUGGACCCGAAGCACUGUCUGCCUCUGAAAGUAAACAACACGUCACCUCUCAGCCUCUUCUCCAACUUCAACAUGACGGAUCCUGUUCAGAAAGCAGUUAUCAGCCACACUUUCAGCAUCGCACAAUCACUAAAGAAGAAACAAAUCAUCACCUGCAAUAUCUGUCACCUCCGCUUCAACUCAACAAACCAAGCAGAAGCGCACUACAAAGGCCACAAGCAUGCACGCAAACUCAAAGCCAUAGACAAACUGAAGAACAAGCAAAGGAUUAUUGGAAAGUCUGUGUGGAAGGAGAGGGAGUGGAGGAAACCAAUAGAGGUAGAGAUGGAGGACAGCAAGGGGAAGGACAUCAGUCUGUCAGAGAGGACAGCACCAAUCUGUUCAUCACAGGCAUCAAACCCAGAGGAUGAAUGUGUUCAGGGGAUCUCAGUCACGCUAUCACCCAUUUCACACACUUCAGGCUUAGUAAGGCUGUGUGAGAGCAAAUGUAUCCCAGAUUCGCUUGCUCUGGUGCCACCAGAUGAGUUGAAAUGCUUGUGGGACUCUGACUCCAUUGUAAAGGGAUACAGGAACAGGAGGAAAUGCAGCAAGAGUCUUCAGUGUCCUGUUUGUAAAGUGACUGUCAACUCUGGCUCGCAGCUUGAGGAUCAUUAUAAAGGUUUGAAGCACAGAUUGAUGCUCAGGGGUCACUGUACACUGCCACGGAAACAGUGUAGAAAAGUGGAUUCAUCCCGUGCCACAGCCCACCCUAAACGGCCGUCCAUCAGCUCCGCCUCCACCGACCAGUCACAUCACUGCAAUGUGUGUGAUGUAGACGUCAACUCGGAAGCUCAGCUCCAACAACACCUGAGCAGCAGGAGACACCGAGACCGAACAGCUGGAACAUCACAUAAAACAAAGUGCAUCAACAAUUCUGCUCACUCUGUGUUUAUGACCAAGCUCACACUUCAGAAGGAACUCUCCAGAACAUUGACCUCCAGCUUCCUAACAUCAGCCCUCACCCCUGCCACCCUGUGCACCAUGACAACUGGGCCUUUGCCUCUAAGCCAUGUUCACUCACCGCCCACCAUAUUCCAGACCCCUCUAUUUAGCCCCACCCUCUUUCGACCCACCCUCGGGCCCCUGAGGGCAGCUCAUGGUCCAAUCGUCUUCUCUCCUUACUGA